AUGGCACGCAUGCUCUCGAAGGUUCUUCUGUCCGCCUUUCUCGCGACCGCCGCGGCCGAGACCUUGGACACGCCGCUGGCAGUCGACGACCAGUGCGAUGCCGCUGGCGGCGACUGUGCCCUGCAAGCUCUGCAGACUCGGGCAGCCUCUGUGGCCGAUGCACCGGGAGGCUGCCCCGGCGGUCUUGGCCGCCCCAUCGGCGGCGCGCCGUGCCGACCCUGCCCCGAAGGGACCUACAGCGAGGAAGGCGCCGCGUCCUGCACCCGCUGCAAGGCGGGAACGUGGAACGACCGCCGAGGCUCCCCCACGAAGGAAAGCUGCAUGUCCUGCCCGGCAGGCACCUGGAGCAGCCAGGAGGGAGCAUUGUCCCUCAACGCCUGCGUGGAGUGCCCGGCCGGGCGUUGGAGCAACUCCUCUGGCCUGGACUCUCUGGCCAAGUGCACCGCGUGCCAGCCCGGCACCUGGAGCGGCAUGGCCGGCGCUACGGCGGCCGGGGUCUGCACCGAGUGUGAGGCCGGCAGGUGGAGCCCUCAAAUUGCCGCCGUGACGGAAACCGUCUGUGUGGCCUGCACGGCUGGCCGCUACAACGAGAAGGCGGGGUCCUCCGACUUCGACGCCUGCAUCUCCUGCAAACCUGGCACAUGGAGUGGCAAGAUUGGUGCGGACACCGUGGGGGUUUGCGAAGCUUGCCCAGCAGGCAAGUGGAGCCCGGCCAAGGGCGCAACCUUCCCAGAGACCUGUGCCAGCUGCCAGCCCGGAACAUACAGCAGCACCAAGGGCGCCUCUUCCCAGGACUUCUGCGAGAAGUGUGGCCCGGGCAAGUACAGCGAGGUGACGGCAGCAACCAGCGAAGCCACCUGCACCAAGUGUGGCAAGGGCACCUACCAGCCCAUCAUCGCUGCGGGCAACCACACACUUUGCAUCCCCUGCUCGGUUGGCAAUUUCAGCAAGAGCGUUGGCGUUGCCAUGUGCGAGAUGUGCCCGGCAGGCAGCUACGGCGACGACUUCGGCAUGACUGGCUGCAAGUCUUGUCCUGAAGGCACCUGGACCAGGGCCGAAGGCUCUUUCCGCAGCGACCAGUGCAGCAGCUGGAUCAAGCCGCCUGCGAAGAAGGUCAUUGUGGAGGCCACAGACGAGAAGGAGGAGAAAGAAGAGAAGGACGACAAGGAAGAGAAGGAGGAGAAGCAAGAGGAAGAGGAGGAGAAGAUGCCGUGGGAUGAGCACGUCACGGAGGAGAAGGAGGACGAGGAAGAGAAGGAAGAGAAGAAUGAUCCCCCUCGCUGA
Molecule: messenger RNA, 1284 nt
Organism: Symbiodinium sp. CCMP2592
Lineage: Eukaryota; Dinophyceae; Suessiales; Symbiodiniaceae
Source: the annotation of a GenBank genome assembly